CGGCGCACCGCACAUUAUCCUAUCGGGCACCGCGCAUAUGUUCCUAAUCGCGCGUCGCGUUUGUGUACUCUUUGCUUUUAUUAUUUUAUAUUUAUUCGUUUAUUAUUAUUAUUUAUAUUGGUUUUUUCACACACACACACACACACACACACACACACACACCCAUACACAGUACACACUUCAGACGCAAUCACGCGCGCGCGCACACCCCACAGAUACCCUUCUUCACUCCCGAACGUGUUUUCUUCUUUUUUUCCUUCAUUCUUUCACUGAUUAUAAUUAAAUCCGUUUGUUAGUCGUACGCUUUUUUUUUUUUUGUUUUUUUUUUCCGUCCGAUCAUAAUAUUUAUUUAUACAUUUUUUUCACACACACACACACACACAUACACACACACACACACACACUCGCAUAACACACGCACAUCAUUUCGUCGUGUACGCCCGCCGCCGUAUUUGCCAUAAUAUCUUAUUAUUAGGACAUUAGGUACAAUACCGUCGAUUUAUUAUUUUCUACUAUCGCGUUUUGCACGCAGAAGCAGAACGCUCAGUUCCCUCGCGCGUGCCGCGACUGACAGACAUCGUUGCACUCAACACCACAGAAAAGUCUGAAAGACGACACACACGCUUCACUGCCGCCAGUUUCUUCUUCUCUUCUACUUUUUCUUCUUCUUCUACUAUCACUUUUCACCGCUGUCGCUAUCGGUCUUCGCCGCCGCCGCUGUUCGAUUUUAACAUCGCUGGCCGAUUGCUGCAAGUUUCGACGAGAUGACCGACACCAACGCCGACCGUUUCGUGUGAACACGUCCGGAGUCCGGUCGUACGAGAGCUGACCAGCGGGGACUUGGAGGCAGACGGCUUUCGAAAGAGCUUUCCAGGCUAAACACAAUAUUUUUACAAAGUUUCCUUUGUAUAUUCUCAUCCUUCUUUCCUGCAUUACUGCCAAACUAUUAUGUCACAAAUGAAACGAGGCCGCAAGAUAACGUAUACUAGCAUUGAGGAGAGAUACCAACACUUGGAACUGUCUACUUUGCAACAACAAACAUAUAGAUAUAAUAACCACAACGUGGCGGAUAAACGUGUUGGAUCUACUAUGGUGCCAAACCGAAUAUUUGUCGGUGGUUUAUCCAGUGGCACUUCAGAACAAGAAUUGCGAAAUUUCUUUUCAAUUUAUGGAGAGGUUAAAGUUGUAAAAAUUGUCAAAGAUAAAGCUGGUGCUCUUAAAGGAUUUGGUUUUAUUACUUUUGGCUCUGACGAAGAAGUUAAAAAAAUUAUUGAUGCUGGGCCCGUUCUGAUGUUUAAAGACAAACGUAUCAACAUAGCUCCUGCUUAUGAGAAAGAUACCAAAAGCAAUUAUGAUUCUAACAACUCUCCUCAACAACAAUCACACUUAAUGUCAUAUAGUAGUCAAGUUCAGCAGUAUUCAGUUCCUCCAUUGCCAACUCCGGCUCAACCAAUGUUAGCACCAGUUAUGUAUACUUAUCAAAAUGGAAUGGCUUUUUUUAAUAUGCCAAUGAAUGGGAAUACUUCUGUAACACCUCAACCUCCUGGUCAACAAAACUCGUCAUCGACAGAAUCCCUCCCUAAUGUAUAUGCAGCUCCUUAUGGAACACAAAGUGCUACUAGCAUGCAAGGUUAUAGUGGUCAACCUAUAUUCUAUCCAAAUCCAGUACCUCAAGUUCUGGUACAACAAGCUUACCCUAACUUACCAGUGAGCUCGGUUUGUAACAGUACUCAAGGAUCAAAGGUUCUUUUUUCAAUGCCUUGUGAUACACCAUAUUAUCCGGGAACUCAAAUGUCUAGUAUGGUACCUACUCCUGAUAUGGCCUAUCCAAUGCCAAUCAUGUCACCAUAUAUGCCUUAUAUGGUUGCAACUUCUGAUGGUGGUUAUCCGUAUUACGAUCCAGUCAUGGAAAAUAUUCAACUUGUUCAUCAACCAGUAUUUACUGAACAGUGCGCAAAUCCUAGGCCACCUUCAUCAGAUGCUUCGGUAGGACAAGCGCAAGUAAUUACCACAAAUCAGUUUGUAUCACUGAUGUCCGUAGUUAGAAAUGACGAGGAAAAACCUCCGACAUAUACACCUGAACCUCAGCAGUUACACCUAACUCCGGUCAUAAGUUUAGCAGAGCCUCCUCCACAAACAGUCUCUCAACCAAUUGUUUCUAAGCCUACCACAUCGUCUACACCGGAUCCUGAAAAAUCUGACCAAUCACCCAAUCAAUUACUUAUGACCCAAAUUCAGUAUAAUAUUAGACAUCCCCCACCUUCCAUAAAUAUGCGUCCAGAACAAAAGGACUGUGCUAAGCAACGUGGUGACGCUCAUCAAUAUCAGGGCAACAACAAUAAUUUAUCUAUUAAGAAUAACAACGACUACAUGAAAAAUGGACCCAAAAAGUAUUUGGAGGCUCGCACAUUUUAUAAAACUGGGCCAACUACUAUAUCUCAUCCCAGACAUACUAAUACUACUGGUCCUAUGGUCAACUCAUCUUUUACCAGCCCAUUUUUUGUUCCUAAUUCAAAUUUCCGUCACCGAUUUCCUAAAAUGCACUAUCCUGCUGUUCCUCAGGUGAUGUUAAAUCCAAAUUAUCCUUAUCACAAUCAGGGAAACGUACGCCCCUCUAAUGGUCAUCAGAUGUUCAACAACAGAGGAGCCAGGUAUGGCGGCAACAACUACCAAAGCAACAAGAAAAACUACAGUUCUUACAAGGGAAACAGAAUCAAUCGAUACACAUCUGACCAAGGUGAUACUCCUGAAGUUUCAAGCAGUGAAGAUAGUCGUACAGAGCAGAUAACUAGUGUUGAUAUGGGCCCCCCUCAGGUAGAAGGCAUGUGUUCGGACAUGAGGUCAAUGGCCAUUUAAAAAUAAAACAAAAUUGCCGCUUUCUUAUAUGAUCAAAGUUAAAUAGCUCCAACAAGACUGGCCAGCUCCUAAUAUUUUUGAUUUUUUAUAGUAUUAUUUAACUUAAUUCCCCCUCCUCAAAAUCCAAAAAUGGCAACGAUCUUGGUCGAUAAAAAAAAUAUAUUUAUAUUUAUACUUGCAAAAUAUUUUGCCCUCUGUGUUCAAAAUUGUUAUUUAUUGAUAAUUCAUAAACACUUAAAAUAGUAGGUAGAUAUACAAAUUGUGGCGACCCUUUAUGACAAAAAAAGGCUGUUUUACUGUGAUAAAAAAUUAUUUAAAGAAAAUAAAUAUCCAUUGUUAAGGCACCUUAAGUACUUAAUCCAAAAGUCUUAAUGAUUUUUGCUCAAUAGUGCUCGAAAGAAAUUUAGGUCUUAUAUAUCAUAUGUAUAUAUAUAAAUAUAUUUAUAUAUAUUAUAUGUAUUUUAUAUAUUUUAUCAUUGUUAACAUGUACUAUUAAUGCCGAAUGUUAUAGAUAAAUAACAAUAAAUUUAUUAAGGACACAAAAUACAUUUACAUUCUUAAAUGUAAAAUAAAACAGUUGAAAUAAAUAUAUUAAAUUAAAUUAAUGUUUAGUAAUAUGUAGUCUAAUACAAUAUUAAUAUAUUCACUAUUUACAAAAAACAAAGGACACCAUAAAUACUAAAUAUGGUAGGGAACAUUGUACAUGUGUUGUCAUCAGUUGGUUAGUGUUAACAUGAAAAACACUAAAGCAUUAAAAAAUACUUGGUAAUAGUAACUCUAUAUAAAUGAUUUUUAUUUUGUUUAGUGUUAAAUUUUAUCGAUUGUGCAAUACUUAUUUAAUGUGUUAUAUUUUUUUAUACAAUAUAACUUUAAAUUAUUCAAUAUUUUAUUGUCUUACUGAAUCAUUUUUAAAUUAAAAUUUAAUUUUGAAUUUAUUAGACUUGCAAUGAUAAUGUUUGACACUUACUCAAAAAUAUAAUACAGUUAAAUAUAAAUAUGAUUUCUAUUAUGCGUUACGAAAAUGUGUUUUGGACAUAUAGUUUAAAACAAAAUAUUUCUAUCAUAGAGUUACUAAUUACUUAUUUUAAAGCUAUACAAGUGUUCAUUGUUCAGUUCUUCAAUCUACCUUUAUUUAUGCGGUGUAAAAUCAGUCUGAAUCAAAUCUGAAAAUUAUUUAUUACAGUUUAUUUAAUUUUGAAGUUCUGAUUUCAAGGCUAGUAUUUUUUCUAAAUUAAUAUGAUUUAAUUUCUCAAAUAUUAAUCAAUACCAAAUUUUAAACCUGAAUUACCCAAAUAAAAUCUUAAGAUUGUAUGUUAUUUUAAUUUUAAAGUUCAAUAUGAUAAAGUACUGCUGUAAAUGUAAUACUAUAUAUAUUCUAAGAUGACAAUGAUGAAAUGCAACACAAAUGACUGAAAGUUAUUUUGUUUUAACAUAUUAUGUGAACAACAGUAGUUUUAUUGUGAGCCUUUGAGAUUCUCGCUACUGCCAACUGAAACUUUGUUAAAAUAAAUUUAUAAUUAUUAGUGGCAGGAGGGAGG
Myzus persicae (green peach aphid) is the source of this 4394-nucleotide messenger RNA. Its product is annotated as integrator complex subunit 3 homolog. The record is from RefSeq and is a predicted model, not a curated record. The transcript is spliced from 10 exons. NCBI's taxonomy places the organism in Eukaryota, Metazoa, Arthropoda, Insecta, Hemiptera, Aphididae. Gene Ontology annotation, molecular function: RNA binding. Bases 949 to 2856 code for a protein of 635 amino acids.